CCGUUAUUUUUAUUUUUUUGAGAUAGGCUCGUGGAGUUCGGGCCAGAAAAUAGCGAGGACAAACAUCGCGUCGUGUCUUGACUCCUGCCAUCACCUCGUAACAUGGGCAAAGUGAAAAUCGACGACCUGUAAGUGCAUCCACGAUUAAAGCAAGGGCACAAUUGAUGUCUUUCAGACCGGUCCCCACAACGCCCUGCCGGAGUACGAAUUCCAUCCUCGACCCUACCGACGCGACGCCCUCAUUUCGAAUCGGCGAUGCCAACAAGUCCUACAAGCACCAAUACUCCAACAUCUAUUUUACCCGACUGAACGAACUGCGAAAGGCCGUGGAGGAAAGGGCGCUGAGACGGUGGGCGAGUGUCGAAGGUGUGUAUUGUCCGACUGUGGCUGAAUGGUGUUUUAUUUUAAUGGCUGGUGCAGGAAACCCCUGUCUCGUCCGACGCGUCCUCGAGGUCGUCAAAUCGCAACUAUGCUAUGUCGUCGGCACGGUGUACAUGGACAUGCCACUGAAGCCGAAUGUCUUGGAGGACCUUGCCCAGGAUCAUUCCAUACCCCCGCCCCCACCACCUCCAAAAUAUUGCUCACCAGAAGACAGCGUUCUGCUCGAAGACGAGUCUGGACGGUUAAAACUCGUUGGCGACCGCGUCAAGGCAGCGCGGCUAGUGACUGGUGUUGUUGUAGGUGCGCUCGGAGUGGAGACGCCCAACGGAGAGUUCGAAGUAGUGGAUCUAUGUUAUCCUGGACUGCCUCCCCAGUCUGAGGAUGAGGAUAUGAUGGUGCUAGAUGGUGCCGACGAAUGGAUAGCGGUAGUGUCUGGUCUCAGCAUCGGCUCGCCUUCAUUACCGGACGUAUCGCUGCAGAUGCUCGUAGAGUAUCUCACGGGAGAGGAGGGCGGUAUUGAAGACCAGGCAUCAGCGGCUCGUAUAUCUCGACUUGUGAUUGCAGGGAAUUCACUGGCACCGGUGGUGAUUCCCGUCAAAGGCGAGCCCACUGCUGAAGGGGAUGAGAAGAAAUCGGCAAAAAUACAGCGGAGCAAGUACAACUACGAUACGACUACGUUUUCGCCCCAUCCGACGCAAACACUUGCUGGCCACUUGUACGAUAUCGGACGGGUAAUGCCUAUCCAUAUUCUACCGGGUGAAACGGAUCCCUCGGGAACGAUCCUACCUCAACAGCCGUUUCCACGGGCCAUGUUAGGACCGGUGGCAUCACUACCAUCCUUCAGAUGCGAGACGAAUCCAACGUAUAUGCGUAUUGGAAGUAGCAAAGGAGUGACACGGACGAUGCUGGUGAACUCGGGGCAACCGUUGAACGACAUGUUCAAGUACCUGCCUUGCCCACCGAGCACGCGGCUAUCUAUUCUAGCAUCGACACUUAGCUGGAGACACAUGGCACCUACAGCACCGGAUACGCUGUGGUGCCAUCCGUACUUUGGGGCAGAUCCGUUUAUUAUGAGAGAAACGCCGGAUUUGUAUAUUGUAGGGGGACAGAAAAAGUUUGGGACGAAGCUGGUGACAGAGGAAGGAAGACGUUGUCGACUGGUGCUUGUUCCUGAAUUUGUGAGGACGGGAACGGUGGUACUGGUGAAUGUACAGAGCCUGGAAGUGAAGACGGUGAGAUUUUGGGCGCAUGGAAUGACUUGA
Guyanagaster necrorhizus is the source of this 1643-nucleotide messenger RNA. RefSeq lists its product as uncharacterized. The record is from RefSeq and is a predicted model, not a curated record. Gene Ontology annotation, biological process: DNA replication; DNA strand elongation involved in DNA replication. The transcript is spliced from 3 exons. Bases 165 to 1643 code for a protein of 492 amino acids. NCBI's taxonomy places the organism in Eukaryota, Fungi, Basidiomycota, Agaricomycetes, Agaricales, Physalacriaceae. Gene Ontology annotation, molecular function: DNA binding. Gene Ontology annotation, cellular component: delta DNA polymerase complex.